Molecule: messenger RNA, 1701 nt
Organism: Fusarium musae
Lineage: Eukaryota; Fungi; Ascomycota; Sordariomycetes; Hypocreales; Nectriaceae
Exons: 7
Coding region: 1-1701 (566 amino acids)
Source: RefSeq, a predicted model, not a curated record
AUGGGCCCUUCAUCUGGGAGCAGAACCCGUGUCGUUGUUGGUUUGGACCUGGGAACCACAUUUUCCGGGAUUUCGUAUGCGGUAUUGCCUCAAAACCUGAACGGACCGGUAUCCUUCUGGUGGAAAGUUGGCGGCAGUCACCAGCCGAAAACUCCAACCCAGAUCGAGGUUUCUGGAACCCCUAUUGAAUGGUUUAAACUUAGCAUUCUCCAUCGCGACGAUCUAGAGAAGGAUAUACUAGCUUCAGAGAAGUUCAACAAGUCAAACAGUGCCCGGGAACGGAUGAAUUUGACAGCCACUGAUGUUACCGCCAAGUACCUCUGCAAGAUCUGGAAAGUCUUCCUCAACGAGCUUCAAAAGAUGAUCGCCGACGCUCAUAUCCAGAUCACCAUGACUGUGCCAGUCCUCUGGCCCGAUUAUGCUCGUAAAGCAAUUUAUGAUGCCUUGCACCAAGCAAAUAUCAUCAACAGCAACGUGGAGCUGGCUCCCAAGUUCCUUGCAGAACCAGAGGCUGCGGCUCUGGCAAUCUUUUCUGCUGCAUACUACCAUGUAGAUGGCACACCGUUCUCCAAGGUUCAACCUGGACAGGUUGUAAUAGUCUGUGACUGUGGCGGCGGUACCACUGUGAGUUUUCCGUCACCCUACCUGAGCUUCAUUGCUUGGUGCUCAUCCCCUUUCAAGGACACGGCAGUCUAUGGAAUACGAUCCAUUAAUCCCCUCCGUGUGGAAGAGGCCCUUAAAGGACGACGUAUCUUUGCCGGAGCUUGCAUUCUGGAUGAUCGCUUCAUGAAACUUCUGAAGGAAAAGAUUGCGCAGGUGAUCUCUCCCCGGGUGUUCCAGACCCUGAAAGAUGAGGACUUUGCCAGAAUAGCCUACACUCACUGGGAUAACGACGUCAAGAAGUCCUUUAACAACAACUUCCAAACUAAGCGUAUUGAGCUGCCUUUUCAUUGGGUUGGUAGUCAGCACAGAAGAAUGCCCGUCGGGCAAAGUGUCCACGUCGAAUUCAACCACAAUGAAAUUGCUUCGAUAUUCAACCCUAUCGUCGAAAAUAUCACAACCCUGAUUGAGAACGAGAUCCGAAACAUACCCACCCACCUCUCUAAGGACGUGUCGUACCUUAUCAUGGCUGGAGGCUUCAGCCAGAAUCUCUACCUGCGACACCAAAUUUCACAGACCGUAAACAGAGUGUCUCCAGACACCGACACAGUCGACUAUCCGAACGGACAAGGUUGGAACGCAGUGUCCAUGGGAGCCGUUAUCCACGCUCUCCAAGCCCAAGCGAUCCAGCAACCGGUCCUGGUAACCUCCAGAAUCGUGCGAGCUAGCUGGGGAGUCAGGGAACGCGGCGGGCACUCAAUCUUCUGGCUCGUGGUUGAAAAUGAAUCUCUUGACGCUGCCCAGCCGAAUCUACGACCUGUACCGGCGGAAGCUCUAUCGACAGACGGUCACACUGGCGGAGACAAUUUUAGUAUUCGCGUCUACAGAAGACAAAUCCAAAAUGAAGCGCCCCGCGUUCAAGAAGUCUGUAUACUUCGUUGGAGGACCGUUGAUGUUGAGUUAGACUCCGACAUGAAACCUGUUCUCAAGGCCGCUUUGCAGAUCGAGUUCAAAUGGGACGGGGCGGCGAUGGAUUUCUCGCUGUUUUAUGGCGGUGUCCAGCAGAGCUCGAUGGAGGUCAAGCACCCUUGGGACGCUUGA